Peronospora matthiolae is the source of this 1089-nucleotide messenger RNA. The record is from the annotation of a GenBank genome assembly. Lineage: Eukaryota; Oomycota; Peronosporomycetes; Peronosporales; Peronosporaceae.
AUGCGAUUCCACUCCAUCACGGCUGUUGCUGCAACCGUCGCGUAUCUCCAGCGUCCUUCUGGGGUAUCCGGUUUUGCUACGGCAGAUGUGAACGAUCCGACUCCGGCUCUUGACAACCACACCGCCGUUGUCGAUAAAAUGAGCUUGCGGGCUCCAGACGCCAUAAAUGGAGAAGAGAGGACACUAAAAGACGUAAUGGUUGAGCUAGUUCGCGCGGUCGUGAGUUGCACUCACCCGUCCGAGUUUUGGAAGACCCUAUUGAAUGGAGGGAAAUCGAUCGCCGAGCACGAACAUGAAUUGUUCUCAGGGCCGACGAACCGAUUUGAAUCGCCUUCCCAGCUGGUCGAUGAUCUUUUGCAGCACUGGUGGGAUCACGGUAGAUCCAUUGACGACCUCGCGAGGUCACUGAAGCUAUCGAUUGACACUCGCGAAACCGUUGAUUAUUUCAAGACUGGCGACUUUCGCAAGAUGGAGGUGCUAGAAUUCUACAUCAGCUUUGUCAACGUGAAGAAAGGAGGCAAGCAUAAGCUGAUUGAGACGCUGACGAAGAACUUCGGUGACCUGCACCUGUCAACACUCUUGAUGAAUUCGAUCCGAUCUCGCAAUCCGGAUACCGCUGGUCGUGCAGCACAAUUGCAGCAAGAAAUGAUGACAGGCUGGGCGAAGAGAAAGCUGACCGGUGAAAACCUAGAACGCGUGCUGUACAAGGCUGACUUCGUACGGCUCCGGGAUGGAACUGAGAUGAGUCAGGAUGACUUUGAGCUGCUCCAAAAUCAAAUCGUUCUGAACAUUUUGACCGAAGCUUUUGGUGGCGAAGAGGAAUUUGCAAUGCUCGCUAGCGCAAAGCUUAUCAAGAGUCAUCAUCCGAUGGUCGGAAAGUAUCUAGAUACGUUGCUGCUGCGCUGGAAGAUGGCACAGAUAGAGCCAGACCAUUUGUUUAAGACCAAGUUCUUAGUGAUGCAUCCAACAGAAGGCCAAAGCAGAACGGUGGCAUUUAUUCGCCGCCGUUACCACGGAUUCUUUUAUCGGGACAUCUAUUCAUUACCGAUAAUCGUGCGAACUCAAAUGCGUCACCGGGGAAUCAGUUAG